GUGCAGAAAUUGUUAAAAGGUGAUAUGGCGGCGAAUGACUGUAGUUAUGAGAGAGAUUUGAAGCUUGCACUCGAGUUAAGCAGGCAGUCAUAUGAGGAGGAAUCUCGGAAAAAGCAAGAGCUCGCAGGUAGUCAAGAUUUAAUUUGUUUAGAUGAUGCACAGAAAAGUAUCAAAAUUGAAAGUAUGGAUCAGCCGAAAGUAGAUUCAGAUAAUCUCUGUGGCAAAUAUAUUAACUUCAUUUCUAAAAGUGAGCAUGCUUCUGAUAAACAAAGCCCUACAAAAUCAGGAAAUGUCGCUUCUCAAUUUCAUCUUCAAAAUGCUGGUGGAUGGCUAGUUCAUAAUUCGUCACGUAACGGAUUGGAAUCGGUCGAUUCACUUGCCACGUUAUCUGUCGAACGGGUAUUUGGUGUACGGGAAGCUACAAACGCUGAAAUUUUGUAUGAUUCUGUUGCUCAUAAUGCGGUGCAAAGGUUCUUUCCUUCAAGUAGCACAGUUGUUGUUCCAUUUUGUUCUUCUAUCCACGGUCUUCAACCAAAUAGCGACUUGAUCGAUUUAAGUGAUAAAGAACCAUGGGAGGAAUUUGAUCCACUUUGUGCUUAUUAUACAAAAAAUCGGGAAGCUGCUUCAAUAUGGUCGAAUGAGAAAAAAGAUGCCGGGAUUCACCAAAGCCAUUCCGCCAUUAGUUUGUCAAACUUGCCAGCUGUACAAAGGUCUGAAUCAAUAUCAUCAUCGUAUCCGACUGCUGCUGAGAGAAAUGUUCGCUGGUCACCUCCGUGCAAGCCUCCUAGAUUGCACAAAAAUGGACGAAGUGAAUCUGUAGAUAUUACACUUUGUCGUUUUGAUUUCAAUCAAAUAAGAUUGCAGGAAAAACCUUCAGAAAUCGAUCGUGAAAUUGAAUCACUUUUACGUCGUUCUCCUCAAAAUUGUCUUUCGAUAUCAAAGCAUUUCAUAUCACCUGUUGUGGAUUACUUGAUAACAAGUUUCAAAGUGACAAGUGUGAAAGUAAUAGUCGAGAAAGAUUUUAGUUGGCCUUCAAUAUUGGGUGUAGAGGACAAAAUGACGUUUACCUGUGAAACAACAAGUACGAUUCAGUAUAUAUUAGCAAAUGUAUUAAAUACUUUCCUUGAUCCAUCACUUAUUAAUUUAUUGCAAGGCCAUUUACCGAUUGAUGAAUAUGGAUUGAAAAUUUAUGGACUAGAUGAAUUCCUUCUUAGUAGUUCUCAACUUGGCGAGAAUCCCUUUGUUGGACAAGCACUCGCUUUUGGUAAAGAUAUAAGGCUAGAGGUGGGCAAGAUAGUAAAUAAUAAUCGAUGCAGAAUCCUGGAACAAUUUCAAAUAGCAAACAUGGAUGGCGACUUGACACAUUCUUCCCAAUCCAAGAAACAGAAUUCCGUAGUACGAACGAUGACUGAUGUGCGAGAGAUUUUAGAUGCAUUGAAAAAUGCUUUUGGUUGUUCGACAUCAGCAGAAAAAAAAAGCAAGGACGGUGUGAGUCAAUCAUUGAAACUUCUUUGCACAGUUCUUGGACGCAUUAUGCCGACUGCACUUUCUCGAGCUUUGCAACUGUAUCUUGCAUCAACAACUAGUGACCAACUUUUAAUCGCAGAGCAAGAACUUCUCAUUGCUUUGCAUAAUUUUGUUGAUUUGUAUUGCAAAUCUGUUCGUUGUGGGUUUGAUAUACUCCCUUUGCAGGCAUUUCCGAGAGCGGAACAUGAACAUCGGGAAAUUUUUACAGUUGACGAACAGCUUUUAGUGCAUGUUGAUUCAGUUCAUAAUAUACCACAGGACUGGUCAGAUCGAUUCAGUGUUUUCUCAGUCGCUGUUCAUGUAAUGCAUGGGACAGCUGAACUUUGUCGAGGUAUAAAAGAAAGUUCUCGGCCAGUCAUAAGCAAUCAUUUCUUUCCAUAUUGCCCGACUAAUACAUGGGCUUGUUUCCGUAUCCCACUUUGUGUUUUACCUCGUGAAACUCGGAUUUUUAUCAUAUUAUAUGGAGCCAGUCCAUCGAAUUAUUCCGAUUAUAGUCAUUCAUCAAUUGAAUCAUCAGCGUUGAUUGAGAAACAACUUGCUUGUGCUUCUUUUCCCUUGUUUGACCAUGAAGGGUGUGUUUUUAAAGCACCUAUACAAAACAUUGAUCCUGUUGCCCAGAUUCGCGUCUUACUUCGUCAAGGAUCCCUUCUUUUACCUCUGUCUGCUAUUGAUGGUAAGGUGGUUCAUCCUUGGGGACCAAGGCCAUUGUUCGAAGCAGAAGAUGAUCUCGUUGUACUCGUGACAUUACCGCAACUGCAUUAUGGUGUUGUUUUCCCACACGUUAGCUAUGGAGACAAUAACAUGAAACGGGAUUUCAAUUCACUUGACUCCGAUACACAGCAGAAUUUGCUGGAUAUUGUGGAAAAUGGAGUUACUUACAGUCUAACUGAAGAUGAAAAAGAAGCUUUAUGGGAGAAACGAUAUUAUUUAACUAAUAUACCUGCUGCUUUACCUUUAGUGCUCGCUUCUGCUGUUGGUUGGGAUUGGGCAUCUCUCACAAAUAUCUAUCAGUUGCUUGAUGAUUGGAUGCCAUUAAGUUCGGUGCAAGCUAUCGAACUUCUCCUUCCACAUUUUCCGGACUUUACAGUUCGAUCAAAAGCUAUAUCUUGGCUUAGAAGUGCUUCGUCGGAUUUUCUUUUUAAUUUUCUUCCCCAGUUAACUGAGGCAUUGCGAUUUGAAGCAUUCGAAAAUUCUUCAUUAGCGGUUUAUCUACUAACGCUUAGCGCUGGCGAUCGCCGUUUUGCUUUCGAACUUUAUUGGCAGUUACAACAACGAAUAGACGUGUGCCAAGAAAGGGCUUAUUCAAAUAGAUGCAAUUUGCUGCAGCAGCAAAUUUUAAAACUGUUAGAUAAAGAAUUUGGUAUUGACAUUGAAAAUCAACAUCGACUUUUGAAAGCAUUAAAUGGUAUAUCUUGCGAUGUAAAAGAUGCUAACGAUGGCAAUAAAAUGUUAACACUUCAAAGACAUCUUGCACUGUUAGAUGCUCGAAUACUGGCAAACAAUGUUCGUCUUCCUGUUUUGCCAUCUUUUUUAUGUACAGGUAUCGAUGUAUCCGAUUCCAGCUAUUUCAAUUCAUUGACAAAGCCUAUUAAAAUAACAUUCAAGGGCUUGAAAAGUUCCCUUUCAGUGUUAUAUAAGAUUGGAGACGAUAUGCGACAAGAUGCACUAGUGCUGCAGUUGGUAAAAAUGAUGAAUGAUAUAUGGUUAAGUCAUGAACUUGAUCUUAGAAUGGUUAUUUUCCGCUGUAUUCCAUUCGGGAACAAAAGUGGAAUGGUCGAGCUGGUUCCUGAUUGUCGCACAUUAUGCGAAAUUCAAAGUGCUUCUGGUGCUACUGGUGUGUUCAAGGAUGAUGUACUCAAAAAUUGGCUGGAGAUGCACAAUCCUUCAGAAUUUCAAUACAAAAUAGCGUUAGAAAAUUUCCAUCUGUCGUGUGCAGGGUGGUGUGUUGCUACUUAUGUACUUGGUAUUGGUGACCGUCAUAAUGAUAAUAUACUGGUGACUAAAACUGGUCACGUGUUUCAUAUAGAUUUUGGUAAAUAUAUGGGGGACUGGCAGAUGGCUGCUGGAUUCCGAAGAGAUCGUACUCCUUUUAUUUUUACCAGUGAUAUGGCUUAUGUUAUCAAUGAAGGUUCACCUCAGUCAGCCACUAGUCGUUAUCAAAAUUUUGUUGAUAUUUGCUGUAGAGCUUUCAAUUUACUUCGAAAGAACUACUCCCUAUUUGUCAAUCUCAUGAAAAUGAUGUCUUGUUCGGGGAUUCCUGGUAUGAAUUUAGAUGCUGUCAAUUUUGUACAAACCAAUCUGCUUUUAAAUUUAACUGAUACGCAAGCUACUGUUCAGUUUACACGAAUGAUUGAAGAAAGUUUGAAAAGCAAAUUUCCUCGAUUGAAUUUUCUUGCUCAUACGUUGGUUCAGUUGAGAAGUACACCAUCAAUAUUGCGUGGUGGGUCUGAUGAUCCAAAUAAACUAUCUUUUAUCAAACAAUUAUAUACAUAUGAAGACAAAAUUUUUAGAAUGAAAGAUGAUGGUCGCAUAGUAAAAGUCGAUGUGUUGGCGUUUGAGAAAUGGCACAUACCUGAAAAAGUCUAUAUGUAUAAAGUCGAAGUUAAACGAGAAAAUGAAAUGGUUUGUGGUACUGUGUAUCGAUCAUUUCUGGAAUUCACUGAACUUUAUAUCAAAUUAUGCCGAAGGUUCCCGUUCGCACGGUUACCACCUCUUUCACAAGGAACCAAUAUUGGUCGCUCAAAUAUACGUAAAGUUGCUGAGAGAAGACAAGCUAGUCUGCAGCAGUUUUUAAAUUUACUAUUCGAAUACCAUGCAGAAGUGGCUAGUAGUGAUUUGGUUUAUACAUUCUUUCAUAUGAUUUUCCGUGAUACUGCACCUGAAGAGUCAAAUCGAAUUUCGCAAGUUAUGAACGCUAUACAAGAUGAAUCAGUUGCAGUAGAUGACGAAGAUGCAUUAUCAAAGAAAAUAAUUGGCCGUAUAUUCUUGAAACUUAGUUAUGAUCAACAGGAUGGGGCUUUGAGUAUUUUUGUUGGUCACGUUAGAGGAUUGAAGACAAUAAAUGGUCAAAUACCAGAUUCUUACGUUAAAACUUACUUGCAUCCGGAUCCUCAAAGAAUCUCAAAGCGAAAAACACAUGUUGUAAAAAAUACUCAAAUGCCGACUUUUAAUGAGGAGCUACAUUACCACUUGGUCUCUGAUAUUAACUUGAUUGAACGCGCAUUAGAAGUUUCCGUCUGGAAUUGUGGCUCAUUAGUCGGGGAAAAUUCAAUAAUUGGAUCUGUGCACAUCCCUCUACGUAAACUGGUGGAUAUUCCAACUGAUCGUAAAGGCAUAAAAGUUUUGGAUGGCUGGUUCAAUUUGGCAACAGGACCAAGAACUAUUGUUGCAGAGUUGUUUGUAGGGUGCUACGUACCUGAAGAAAAAAGCAUACGAGAUUUCAGUUUCGAUUCAGUAAACUGA
Messenger RNA from Thelazia callipaeda (thelaziosis nematode), 4989 nucleotides. The record is from the annotation of a GenBank genome assembly. Lineage: Eukaryota; Metazoa; Nematoda; Chromadorea; Rhabditida; Thelaziidae.